AUGGCGGUCGAGAAGUCACCAACUGGUUCGGAUUCUGCACACCAUCGUCAAAAGCCCCCUGAAACAGAAGUCAUGGCCAAUGACUUGAAGCCUAAAAUGACCGAGCACAUUUCCCCGAUGAAGGCAUUCAUCCGCAUUUUCCAGCAUGGUACUCUCAAAACGCAUCUUCUACAGAUCGUGGCUUUCAUUGCAGCUUGCGGUUCCGGCGUUUCCCUUGCGAUGGUCAACCUGGUGCUAGGCAACUUCAUCACGUUGUUGAGCAACUUCAGCACCGGCAACGGAAUUCCGGACAGCUUCAUGUCCCAAGUAUCCAAGUACUCAUUGUAUUUUGUGUACAUCGGCAUUGCCCGUUUUGUUCUCAUAUACGUCUACUCCACGGCCAUGACUUACGCCGCUCUCGUCAUAGGCCGCAAUAUGCGCCACGAAUAUGUGCGCUCCGCGCUGCGUCAAGACAUGAGCUUCUUCGACCGCGGCAGCGCAGGGUCCAUUUCCAUGCAAGCUGUCUCCAACGGUAAGCUGGUUCAAACUGGCAUCUCUGAGAAGUUGGGCCAGAUGAUCCAAGCUCUGGCGACAUUCAUCGCUGCGUUCGUGAUUGCAUUCGUCAGCCAAUGGAAGCUCACGCUCAUCUUGCUCUGCAUCGUUCCUGCACUGAUGAUCAUGGUCGGAACCGCGGGAGCAAUCGACGCAGGGAUCGAGACAAACAUACUCAAGGUCUAUGCUCAGGCAGGCGCCUACGCCGAGUCGUCCCUUGGCAACAUCAGAGCAAUCAAGGCCUUCAAUCUCGCUCCGAGAAUCGUGAGCCGAUAUUCCAAGUUUCUGGGUGAAGCUCAAACUUUGGGACGCAAAAAGAGCCCUCUGUACGGUUUCCUCUUUGCCGGCGAGUACUUUGUCAUGUUCGCGGGCAUGGGUCUCGCAUUCUGGCAGGGGAUUGGAAUGAUGGCCCGCGGCGAGGUCGAUAGCAUCGGUACCGUUUUCACUGUCCUCUUCUCCGUCGUCAUUGCGGGGGCCAUGCUCAACACCGUGGCUCCCAACAUGGUGAUAUUCACGAGAGCCGCCACUGCAGCAUCGGAACUGUUCAUCCUCAUUGACAGAGCGUCAGAGAUGGAUUCUCUGGGCCCCGUUGGUGCGAAGCCUUCCCAGUUGGACGGCCGCAUCGACAUACGUGCAGCCUCGUUCAGUUACCCGACUAGACCGAACAUCAUGGUAUUAGACAACUUUACGUUGCACAUUCCCGCCGGCAAGGUGACAGCAUUGGUUGGACCCAGCGGCUCUGGAAAGAGCACAAUUGUAGGACUUCUGGAAAGAUGGUACGACCCGGUCUGCGGCGAGAUUACUCUCGACGGAACACCCAUCAGCCAUCUGAAUCUUCAGUGGCUUCGUACGAAUGUGCGACUAGUGCAGCAAGAGCCUGUCUUAUUUAGCGGUACCAUCUUCGACAACAUAUGCAAUGGCCUUGCUGGAACGCCAUGGGAACAUGAGCCGCACCAAGCUCGUCUGAGUAGAGUCAAGGAGGCUGCCAAGACGGCAUUUGCCCACGACUUCAUCGAGGACCUUGCUCAAGGCUACGACACGCCCAUCGGCGAGAGAGGAAGCCUGCUUUCCGGUGGCCAGAAACAGCGAAUCGCCAUUGCUCGCAGCAUCGUUUCCAGCCCCAGGAUCCUUCUUCUCGACGAGGCCACGAGCGCGCUCGACCCGCAAGCCGAGACCUUGGUGCAAAGAGCGCUCGACGCGGCGUCGAGGAACCGGACGACGAUCGUUAUCGCGCACAAGCUCAAGACCAUCCAAGCGGCGGAUAACAUCGUGGUCAUGAAGCAGGGGAGGAUCGUGGAGCAGGGGAGGCACGACGAGCUCGUCGCCCGUCGUGGAGUCUACGCAGAUCUGGUGACGGCUCAGCUCCUGUCCCCCAGGAACGCUCUCGCUGUUUCUGAAGAUGACGAGAAUGUUGAAAAGCAAGCCGAGUCGGAGUCCGAGCCCGAGUAUGCUCGAAAUAUGCGACAGGACCCUGUCUCGAGAGCUCGCACAAACUCACCGAGCGAGCGAGAGAACUACACUCUCCAUUUGGGCUCUGGUAUCGUCUCAACAGCUGCAAGGCUCGUCAGAACUGCACCCGAUCUGAAGUGGUGGUAUGCGCUCUCUCUCCUGAGCUGCGUUGCUGGAGCCGGCGUGUAUCCCGGCCAAGCGCUGCUUCUCGGCAAGGUCAUGGACGUCUUCAACCCAAGACUCGAUGAAGCGCGCGGUAAUUUCUUCGCGCUGAUGUUCUUCGCCAUGGCCGUCGGCCUCUUACUUGUCUACAUGGCCAUGGGCUGGACAAGCAACCACAUCGCUCAGACGUACGGCCAUGACGUGAGACAGCAAAUGCUGGCUGCUUACCUUCGGCAAGACCUCAGCUUCUUCGGCCGGCCCGAGAACACGGUAGGAUCCUUGACAAGCCAACUCGAUGCGAACGCGCAAUCCAUCUUCGAGCUGAUGGGCUUCAACGUUGCCAUGAUUCUUCUCUCGAUCAUCACGGUGAUUUCCUGCGCAGUCCUUUCGAUUGUGACUUCCUGGAAGCUCGGCCUCGUUGGUGUUCUCGCUGGCAUACCGUCCAUGAUCUUGGGGGGAUACGUACGCAUCAGAAUCGAGGCCAAGAUGGACGCCAUCGUCGAGUCAAGGUUCUCCAAGAGCGCUUCCAUCGCAUCCGAGAGCCUGACGACUAUGCGUACCGUUUCAUCGCUCGCAAUCGAAGGCCAUGUUCUGCGCCGUUACACCGACGAGCUGGACACUGCCAUCUCCAACUCAACGCUUCCACUCCUGUCUAUAAUGCUUUUCUUUGCAUUCACGCAGUCGGUCGAGUUCUUUGUACUGGCUCUAGGCUUCUGGUGGGGGUCCAGGCUCAUUUUCCUGCAAGACGUGGACUUUUAUCAAUUCAUCGUCUCUUUCAUGAGCGUGUACUUUUCCGGUCAGGGCUGUGCAACAAUGCUCACAUUUGCAAGCAGUAAGUGCAAGUCCAUACAAGAAGCCCACGUCGGCCUCGGUCGAGCAGAGCAUACUCAUCACAUUACCGGUGCAGGUUUUACCAAGGCGAAUGCCGCCGCCAACUACUUUUUCUGGCUCUCCGACCUGCAGCCGACCAUCCGGCAGACGGCAGAAAACGAGCAGGCGGCCCCCAGGAACGGCUGUCGCUCGUACGAGCUACAGGACGUGCAUUUCGCGUACCCUCUGGCACCCGAGCAACCCGUGCUCCAGGGGAUCUCCUUGCGCAUCGACCGCGGCGAGUUUGUCGCCUUUGUGGGAGCGUCCGGAUGCGGCAAGAGCACCAUCAUCUCCCUCCUGGAGCGCUUCUACGACCCCGUCCGCGGCUCCAUCACCAUCGACCAGUCCGCCGACCUUGCCGCGCUGAACCCCCUGCGGUACCGGCGCGCCGUCUCGCUGGUGCAGCAGGAGCCCACGCUGUUCCCCGGCAGCAUCCGGGACAACGUCGCCAUGGGCAUCGACGACGACGACGGUCACGGCCACGGUCACGGUUCGGAAGCCGACGGGGCCAUCGAAGCGGCGUGCCGGGCCGCCAACGUCUGGGACUUUGUCAGCUCCCUCCCGGACGGACUCGGCACCCCCUGCGGGCCGGGCGGCGCGCAGCUCUCGGGCGGGCAGCGGCAGCGGAUCGCGAUCGCGCGGGCGCUGGUCCGGGACCCGCGGGUGUUGCUGCUGGACGAGGCCACCAGCGCGCUGGACACGGAGUCGGAACGCGUCGUGCAGGCCGCGUUGAUGGAGGCCGCGCGCGGUGGCGACCGGAUCACCAUUGCGGUGGCCCAUCGCCUGUCCACAGUCACCAAGGCUGAUCGCAUCUUUGUAUUUUCCAGCGGCAGGAUUGUCGAGAUGGGCACACACGCAGAGUUGCUUGCACAGGGAGGUCAGUACGCCAAGAUGUGCGAGGCGCAAAACCUUGGUGGGCCGUUUUGA
This is a messenger RNA of Cordyceps fumosorosea ARSEF 2679, 3939 nucleotides long. RefSeq names its product ATP-binding cassette sub-family B member 5. NCBI's taxonomy places the organism in Eukaryota, Fungi, Ascomycota, Sordariomycetes, Hypocreales, Cordycipitaceae. Gene Ontology annotation, molecular function: ABC-type transporter activity; ATP hydrolysis activity; ATP binding. The coding region runs from base 1 to 3939 and encodes 1312 amino acids. Gene Ontology annotation, biological process: transmembrane transport. Gene Ontology annotation, cellular component: membrane. The transcript is spliced from 9 exons. The record is from RefSeq and is a predicted model, not a curated record.